Molecule: messenger RNA, 1126 nt
Organism: Zychaea mexicana
Lineage: Eukaryota; Fungi; Mucoromycota; Mucoromycetes; Mucorales; Lichtheimiaceae
Exons: 1
Coding region: 383-1006 (207 amino acids)
Biological process (GO): snoRNA splicing
Cellular component (GO): U2-type spliceosomal complex
Molecular function (GO): metal ion binding
Source: RefSeq, a predicted model, not a curated record
AAAAAAAAACCUGCGCAAGCGCAAACCGUCUCCUAGUAGAAAGGAUAGUGAUGACGACGAUGACGACGACGACGACGAUGUGUCUCACGUAGUGACCAAGGAACGCAAGACAGUGUCAACACCAUUUGUACAAAGUACUCGUCGAAUCAGAAAAAAGAAAACAAACUUGGCCGAUCUAUCUGACGAUGACGACGAUGAUGAAGAAGAAGAAAGUGCCAUUGGCGUUCGUUAUGCAGCCGAUCGAUCGUCCAAGUUACAGAAAAGCGAUGCGACUCGUUAUGCAACAGAAUGGGAACUUGAAAGCGAAGCGCUCAAAAAGAGCGCAAACAAGAAAGCAACAAUUACCACAACAGCACCAAGUAGUAGUGGCACAAAGGAUGUGAUGAAUUCCAAAAUGCAAGUUGGUCCGCAACGAGCACCAGCCAACGUUCGCGUAACGGCACGGUUUGACUAUCAACCCGACAUUUGCAAAGAUUACAAAGAAACUGGAUUUUGUGGUUAUGGCGACUCUUGCAUUUUCUUGCACGAUCGUGGUGAUUACAAGACGGGUUGGCAGUUGGAAAAGGAAUGGGAAGAUGCCAUGCGCAACAAGACCAAGUUUGGUCAAUCCGAUCCAAAUAAGUAUGCUGUAUCUGAUGACGACGACGACUCGGAAGAAGAAUUACCGUUCGCUUGUUAUAUUUGUCGACAAGAGUUCAAGGACCCGGUCGUGACAAAAUGUAACCAUUAUUUCUGUGAGAAAUGUGCUCUCGAUAAUUAUAAGAAGUCGCCCAAAUGUUUUGCCUGUGGCGCUCCUACUGGUGGUGUCUUUACUACGGCCAAGAAUAUGCUUGAAAAGCUGCGCAAAAAGAAAGAACGGCAGCAAGAAGACAAGAGCGAUCAGGAGGAUGGAUUGGAUAACAACAAUAAUGAUUUCAGUAUUGAAGGACUGGAGGAAAAGAAGGAUAGUAGUAAUAGUAGUAGUGAUAGUAGUGAUGACGAUGACGAUGAUAGUGAUAGUGAUUGAAAGAAACUUUUUUUGGCAUACCCCUUUUCCCUUCAUCUUAAAACCAUUAUAAACAUAUAUUGCAUUUUUUAAAAAGGUCAUCCAGUUUGUAGCUUUAAAAAGUUGUUAUGAAAUGUAAAG